AUGGUGAUUGAAUUUUCACGGCCAUGGUAUGGGGUGGCUAUCCCUUCGUGCAUCAUUUUCACUCUUACUACUGUCUCGUAUUUUGGCAUUCUUCAAGAUGUGUUAACCACUAAUCAAACCAUUUGGUAUUUCACUACCGCGAUUAUGAUCUCUUAUUCAUACUAUUUGGCCAUCGUGACUCCUCCUACUCCCGCUCCAAGCACCUUAACUCAAUCUUUUAUCAGUGAUGUAAUGAAUAAUGAAAAUGAUAUUUUCCCCACCACGACAUGUAAGAAAUGUAAAAAAAUUAAAUUACCAAGAGCUCAUCAUUGUAAAACUUGCAAUACAUGUGUCGUUAUGAUGGAUCAUCAUUGUCCAUGGACGAUGAAUUGUGUAGGCUAUACAAAUUAUCCUCAUUUCAUUCGUUUUCUAGCUUGGGUUAUCAUUUCCACUACAAAUUUACUAUCUCAAUUAAUUAAACAAGCUUACAAAUUAUAUAUUUACAGAAAUUCGCCAUUCCAUCUUUAUCAAAAUGUAAAAUAUAAGAUCAUCAUUCUCACCUUAUUGAUCCCUGGUACGAUCUUUGUUUGGUUAACUGUUCUACUAUUACUACUGAAGACCCUUCAAAAUCAAAUUUGGAAUGGAAUGACUCAAAUCGAAUAUUGGCAAUUUGAAAUGAUUGAAAAUAAAUAUUUCCAAUCCAAAUCAUCAAAAGUAGCCUUACAACUUCAAUUAUUAGAAAACUUGCUGAAUUUUUAUAAUAAAAAAUUAUCCACCGAUUCCAUUACUAAGAUUCAAAAAUUAAUUAGUUCAUUACAAAAUGGUGCUCGUUGGAAUACUUCUUUCCAUUCUAUAAUAAAUUUCCCCUAUGAUUUGGGCCUCUCCAAUAAUAUCACAACUACAAUGGGGUCAUUAAACCCAUUAUCUUGGUUUAAUCCUUGGUAUACUCCCUUAACUGCUUCCUAUAAUAAAAUUAAUGAAUUUGCAAUUUGGGAUGAUAAUGAAACUCAUGAUAAUAUAAAAGAUAUGCUAUUAUGCUUGCCUUGGCCAUUAAAUUAUUCAAAUAAUUCUACUUUCCAAGAUGGUGAAUUGGUAGUCAAAUCUAAUGAUUAUGGUGAGACUUUACAAGAUUUUGGUGUAGAUUAUGAUGAUUAA
Molecule: messenger RNA, 1134 nt
Organism: Henningerozyma blattae CBS 6284
Lineage: Eukaryota; Fungi; Ascomycota; Saccharomycetes; Saccharomycetales; Saccharomycetaceae
Gene: PFA4
Product: palmitoyltransferase PFA4
Exons: 1
Coding region: 1-1134 (377 amino acids)
Molecular function (GO): palmitoyltransferase activity
Source: RefSeq, a predicted model, not a curated record